AUUCUGACUGAGCUGUGAGCUAUCCUGACUUCCAUCAGAGUACCCAAGAAGAUGGUUGUUAGUGGGAUCCUGGUGUUAGAAUUUCUCUUCAUAGCUGUCCUGAUGAGACCUCAGGAAUCAUGGGCUAUCAAAGAGGAACAUAAGAUCAUCCAGGCAGAAUUCUAUCUGUACCCUGAUGAAGCAGGAGAAUUUAUGUUUGACUUUGACGGUGACGAGAUUUUCCACGUGGACUUAAAGAAUCAGCAGACGGUCUGGAGGCUUGAAGAAUUUGGACAGUAUGCCAGCUUUGAGGCUCCAGGCGCACUGGCCAACAUUGCUGUGGACAAAGCCAAUCUGGAAAUCAUAAUGAAGCGCUCCAACCACACUGCGGGCGCCAAUGUGCCUCCUGAGGUCACCGUGCUGUCCCACGGCCCUGUGGAACUUGGAGAACCCAACAUCCUCAUCUGUUUCAUGGAUAAGUUCUCCCCUCCGGUGAUCAGUGUCACAUGGCUCAAAAACGGAAAGCCUGUCACCAAGGGAGUGUCAUCCACAGUGUUCCUACCCAGGGAAGACAACCUGUUCCGCAAGUUCCACUACCUGCCUUUCGUGCCAUCCACGGAAGAUGUCUAUGACUGCCAGGUGGAGCACUUGGGUUUGGAUCAACCUGUUCUCAAGCACUGGGAGUUUGAAGAGCGAAGCCCCAUCCCAGAGACAACAGAGAACGUGGUGUGUGCAGUGGGCCUGACUGUGGGGUUGGUGGGCAUCGUCAUUGGAUCCGUCUUGAUCAUCAAGGGCAUGAGCAAAGGCAAUGCUGCAGGACACUAAGGGACUCUCUGAGUCAUGUGAAGAUGAUGGCCUUUCCUAAAGAGAUGAUCAACGAAGAAACCUGUGCCUUGAUAACUUCCCAAAGCUGGAAGGGCUCCAAAUUGCUCACCUCCAUGAAAAUUACUCUUCGGGGUUUUCCAGCCCUGAGAUGGCCAGAGAGGGGCUGCCCCCCCCCCCCAAGCUCUCGGUCCUCCAGCAUCCGCUGGGCUUCCUGUCUCUUGCUGCUUCUUGUGUUUGUGACUCCUCCACUUCUCACUGUUUUAUCAUCACCAUGAAAUUCCUCUGUAAUAAGCCCCAUACAGAUCUUUCUGCCACAUAACUUUCUAAUUAUU
This is a messenger RNA of Cavia porcellus (domestic guinea pig), 1136 nucleotides long. RefSeq names its product HLA class II histocompatibility antigen, DR alpha chain-like. The record is from RefSeq and is a predicted model, not a curated record. Gene Ontology annotation, biological process: antigen processing and presentation; immune response. Lineage: Eukaryota; Metazoa; Chordata; Mammalia; Rodentia; Caviidae. The coding region runs from base 52 to 804 and encodes 250 amino acids. The transcript is spliced from 5 exons. Gene Ontology annotation, cellular component: membrane; MHC class II protein complex.